CCUGUCUGCCUGUCAGGCUGGGCUGGAUCGGGAUGACAGUGACAAUGACCACCACCGCCCCGUCAGCCUCGGCUCGUUGUUGUGCGUGCCCCAGAUUUGCAUUCGAGCCCGUCUUGUGAAAGUUGCCGUCCCCUUCCGCGGGCCUCCGCCUGCACACCUGCACUCCCGCACUCCCGCACACCUGGAUCUGUGUUUUGUGCAUGAGCUCGUGCGCAUGGUGUGCCAUCAUGUGCAACGCAGGUUGGCAGGCAGAUGGUUGCCACAAGGGAGGUGAAUAUCCAUCAGAUCCACGGCCAGGCGGCCAGGGAGCGAGGUGACUCUGCGAGAGCCCUCCUCCUGCCCUCUGUCCCCGGGCCUCGGCGUUCCCUGCCGUUCCCUUUGCCACUUGACAAGUACUUGCUUUGCUGUUGUGCGUAAGUUGUCCCGGUGGAUAUCGGCACGAGGGGUGGGAAAAAAGCUGUGCAGCAUCUGCAUCUCUUGGACCCACCAACAAAACGGAAGCAGACAAAACGAGCACAGGAUUUCCAGGGAACUGGACCUGGGCCGUUGUCCGACUUGGGAAGCUCCACUCCCCCGCGGUUCCAUUCGCCCCUGCCGCAUCCUCAAUUCCCAACAAGACCGUUUGCUGCUUGGGUCUUGAAUAAUAAUAAAGCUCCACGCCCUCUGGUACCUUUUUCCCGCCAUUCCGCUUGCUGGCCGGUUGUGUCAGUUUCUUUCCUUCUUGACCCAAAUCACCAACCCCCACCCAUCUUUUUAAGCCGCCGUUGGUACCUUCAGAACCUCAGGUGUUCUGGGUAUUCCCACACCACACCGAGGGAGGCUCGCCUUGGACCUUUACACCCUUCGCCGUCCGCACAACACCACCUCGCCCAACAUGGCCUCCGCAUCAGCGGCCCAGGUCCCCGCCCAGGUCCAGCCUGAUGGCACCAGCGACUACAAGCCCGCUCGUGGAAAGGCCUAUGACAUGAAGAAGCCUCACAUCACUGAGCAGCCCAUCACGCUCAAGAACUGGCACAAGCACGUCAACUGGCUCAACGUCACCUUCAUCAUCAUCGUACCUCUGCUGGGAUUAAUUUCCACCUACUGGGUGCCUCUGCAAUUCAAGACCGCCGUCUGGUCCGUCGUCUACUACUUCAACACCGGCCUCGGAAUCACCGCCGGCUACCAUCGUCUAUGGGCACACCGCAGUUACAAGGCUUCCCUGCCUCUCCGGAUUUACCUCGCUGCCGUUGGAGCCGGUGCCGUCGAGGGUUCUAUCCGAUGGUGGUCUAGGGACCACCGUGCCCACCACCGUUACACCGACACCGUCAAGGACCCCUACUCUGUGAGGAAGGGCCUGAUGUACAGCCACAUUGGCUGGAUGGUCAUGAAGCAGAACCCCAAGCGAAUCGGCCGAACCGACAUCACCGACCUCAACGAGGACCCCGUCGUCGUCUGGCAGCACCUGAACUUCAUCAAGUCCGUCAUCUUCAUGGGCGUCGUCUUCCCGACCUUGGUCGCCGGUCUCGGCUGGGGUGACUGGUGGGGUGGCUACGUGUACGCCGGCAUCCUCCGCAUUUUCUUCGUCCAGCAGGCAACCUUCUGUGUCAACAGUUUGGCCCACUGGCUCGGAGAUCAGCCCUUCGAUGACCGCAACAGCCCCAGGGACCACGUCGUGACCGCCCUCGUUACCCUCGGCGAGGGAUACCACAACUUCCACCACGAGUUCCCCUCCGAUUACCGUAACGCAAUCAGCUGGUGGCAGUACGACCCUACCAAGUGGUCCAUCUGGCUCUGGAAGCAGCUCGGCCUUGCCUCCGACCUCAAGACCUUCCGCCAGAACGAGAUCGAGAAGGGCCGUCUGCAGCAGCAGCAGAAGAAGCUUGACCAGAAGCGGGUCAAGCUUGACUGGGGCGUGCCUCUUGAGCAGCUGCCUGUCAUCGACUGGGACGACUACGUCGAGCAGGCCAAGAACGGCAGGGGCCUUGUCGCUAUCGCCGGUGUCAUCCACGACGUGACCGACUUCAUCAAGGACCACCCCGGUGGCAAGGCCCUCAUCUCCUCAGGCAUUGGAAAGGAUGCCACUGCCAUCUUUAAUGGUGGUGUCUACCUCCACUCCAACGCUGCCCACAACCUGCUCAGCACGAUGCGUGUCGGUGUCCUCCGCGGAGGCUGCGAGGUUGAGAUCUGGAAGCGCGCCCAGAUGGAGAACAAGGACGUGUCGUAUGUCAACGAUUCGUCAGGCAACCGCAUCAUCCGUGCCGGCAAUCAGCCAACAAAGGUCCCCAUGCCUGUUGCGAGCGCUGAUGCUGCAUGAGCGUGCGAAGGAUUUGAUUUCGCACCCUCCCCGAGUCAGCGAGGGGAGAGAAACUGCCCCGGGUGGUACUGCUGCGGGGAUGGUGUUCCCGUCGCGGCUAGCGCCACCACGACACGGUGACGAUCGUUCGGGUUAUGCCGCACGGGCUCUCUCUGUCGUUCUCUGGCACCGCUGCUUUUUCUCGCAAAAGAUUGGGUUUAGAGGCGUUCAAGGGUUUUACCGGGUAAUGGAAAGGCGGAGUUUUGAGCGCAUUUAUUUUGUCCGGAAUACAAUCAGGGACGCACCGUCAGAUGUUUGGGUCUGUCCACCAGCAAGAGCAUAGCAGAUAGUCUUCUCAUCAUGAAGAACAAGGUCAUUUUCGGCCCA
Molecule: messenger RNA, 2662 nt
Organism: Diaporthe batatas
Lineage: Eukaryota; Fungi; Ascomycota; Sordariomycetes; Diaporthales; Diaporthaceae
Exons: 3
Coding region: 875-2296 (473 amino acids)
Biological process (GO): unsaturated fatty acid biosynthetic process
Cellular component (GO): endoplasmic reticulum membrane
Molecular function (GO): heme binding; stearoyl-CoA 9-desaturase activity; iron ion binding
Source: RefSeq, a predicted model, not a curated record